AUGGACAGAUCACCUAUAAAGGAGAUAACAGAUAGUAUCGUUGAUCUGGUGUCUAAACACAAUGGCAAUAACAGCAUCAUCACCGCCAUCGCCGAGGUCUGUGUGCAGCAGAGGCCCAGCGCCAGCCAGACAGGUAUGAUUCACACACACACACGCACACACACACACACAGCCAUGCGGGUACAAAACACACAUUUACAUUUUACAUUUUAGUCAUUUAGCAGACACUCUUAUCCAGAGCGACUUACAGUUAGUGCAUUCAUAUUAAGAUAGCUAGGUGGGACAACCACAUAUCACAGUCACAGUUAGAGCAUUCAUCUUAAGAUAGCUAGGUGGGACAACCACAUAUCACAGUCACAGUUAGAGCAUUCAUAUUAAGAUAGCUAGGUGGGACAACCACAUAUCACAGUCACAGUUAGUGCAUUCAUCUUAAGAUAGCUAGGUGGGACAACCACAUAUCACAGUCACAGUUAGAGCAUUCAUCUUAAGAUAGCUAGGUGGGACAACCACAUAUCACAGUCACAGUUAGAGCAUUCAUCUUAAGAUAGCUAGGUGGGACAACCACAUAUCACAGGUCACAGUUAGAGCUCAAGCUUAAGAUACUAGGUGGGACAACCACACUCACGUAGCACAGUUUAGAGCAUUCAUAUUAAGAUAGCUGGUGGACAAACCACAUAUCACCAGUUAGAGCAUUCAUCUUAAGAUAGCUAGGUGAGCGACAACCACCAUAUCCCAGUUAGAGCAUUCAUCUUAAGAUAGCUAGGUGGGACAACACAUAUCACAGGUCCACAGUUAGAGCAUUCAUCUUAAGAUUCGCUAGGUGGGACAACCAGCUAUUCACAGUCCCACAGUUAGCGCCUUCCAUCAUUAAAAAUAGCUAGGUGGGACAACCACAUAUCACAAGUUCACAGUUAAAAGCAUUCAUCCCGGUUUAUAUAACAGGCAGUGCGAUAGAUCUAGAAGGAUGAGAACAGAGGAGAGAGAGAGUCAGCUUUGCAGUGCGGAGAGCCUCUGUGACACAGAGGAGCAGUCUUGGUUGAAUGACCCGUCUUCAAGCCUGACUGGUUAGGGUUAAGAAGAUGGUUCUGAGAGAUAGCGAGAGAGUUGAUCAGAGACGGCACGCUCAAGUGUUUUGGAAAGGAAAGAAAGAAGGGAUACAGGUCUGUAGUUCUUUAUGUCAGAUGAGUCGAGUGUUGGUUUCUUGAGGAGGGGAGUGACUCGGACCAUUUUGAAGUCAGAGGGGACGCAGCCAAUGGGAGAAGGUCUCCAGAGAUGGUCUGGAGAAGGGAGGGGGGGAUGGGGUCGAGCGGGCAGGUUGUCGGGCGGUCAGACCUCACUAGUCGCAGGAUGUCAUCUGGAGAGAGGGGAGAAAGAGGUCAAGGCGUAGGGUAGUUCUGUGUGAAGUGGGAGCAGUGGACUCAAUAGGCUGGGUGAAUGAGUAGCGGAUGUCGUCAAAGUGGUUGACAAAGUCGUCCGCAGAGGGGGAGGAUUAAGGAGGGAGGAGAAGGUGGAAAAUAGUUUCCUAGGGUUAGAGGCAGAAGCUUGACAUUUAGAGUGAUAGAAAGUGGCUUUAGCAGGGGAUACAGAGGAAGAGAAGGUAGAGAGGAGGAAGGGAAAGGAUGAUAGGUCCUCCAGAAGUUUAGUUUUCCUCCAUUUUUGCUCAGCUGCCCGCUGCCAUGUUCUGUAAACUCACAAUGAGUCACUCAGCCACAGGAGGGGAGUGCCGAGCCGGCUGGGAGGAAAGGGGACAGUGUGAGUCAUAGAAUGCGGAAAGGGAGGAGAGUAGUGUCGAAGAGGCAGAAUCAGGAGACAGGAGGGGAGAAGGAUUUAGCAGAAGAGAGAGAUGAUAGAAGAGGAGAGGGGAGAGAGAGUGACGAUGACCAUCUGGGUCGGGGCUGAGUGGUGAUGGAGGAAAGGGAGACAGAAAAGGAAACAAAGUAGUGGUCAGAGACCUGGAGGGGGGUUGCAGUGAGAUUAGUAGGAGAACAGCCUCUAGUAAAGAUGAGGUCAAGAGUAUUGCCUGCCUUGUGAGUUGGAGGGGAUUGUGAAAGGGUGAGGUCAAAAGAGGCAAGGAGGGGAAAGAGAGAGUUGUAAAGAAAUGAAUCGAAGGCAGACGUCGGGAGGUUGAAGUCGCCAAGUACGAAGAGCGGUCAGCCAUCAUCUGGAAAUGUGUUUAUCAAGGUGUCAAGCUCAUUGAGGAACUCUUCAAGGGCACCUGGUGAGCGAAUGAUGACAACAAUGUUAAGCUUCAGUGGACAAGUGACAGUGACAGUAUGGAAUUAAAAUGAGGAGAUGGAGAGGUGAGAGAGGGAGAAAAGAGAAUCUCCACUUAGGAGAAAUGAGUAGACCUGUGCCACCCCCGCGACGACCAAAUGCUCUCGGACUAUGAGAGAACACAUGAAGAGAGAGCAGCUGGAGUAGCAGUGUUCUCUGGGGGGAUCCCAUGUCUCCGUCAGGGCCAAAAAGUCAAGGGACUGAAGGGCAUCAUAGGCUGAGAUUAACUCAGCGUUCUUGACCGCGGAUCGGCAGUUCCAAACGCUGCCAGAGACCCAGAAUUCCACAUGGGUUGUGCGCGCAGGGUCCACUAAAUUAGAAAGGUUUGCAGCCAAGGGGUGGGGAGCGUCUGUAAAGCAUACAGGGAGAGGAGCCAACAGGUAUAGAAAACACACACAUAGUUGCCAAAAGCUACAAAAGAGCAAAAUGAGAAUCAGAAAAUAACGAGGUAAGAUACUGAGAGUGGUGUGGAGCCUUCCUCUUUUUCCUUCCUCCAAAAACUCGGCAGGACAGUCUUUGUUUCAGCGACGGUCUUAGUUUUGCGACCAAAACCGCCACUGACACGACCGCCGCUUACAGCUGCCACUGAGAAACACACACUACUACCUCUACCACACAUACAGAAACACACACUACUACCUCUACCACACAUACAGAAACACACACUACUACCUCUACCACACAUACAGAAACACACACAGCCAAACCGGUUUCCUACACACUGCCUUUCUGUUGUUUAUGAUCAGGCUUCUCUCUCUCUCUCUCUCUCUCUCUCUCUCUCUCGCUCUCUCUCUCUCUCUCUCUCUCUCUGUCUCUGUCUCUUUCUCUCUGUGUGUGUAGUGUAAAGGAAGGAAGGAAGAGAUGAGGGAGAGGUUAAUAAGAGAUCUGUAAAAUAUAGCUAGCCCUGAAACACUGAGGAACUGUCCUGAGUUCUAACCUUCUACACGUUCAUGGAAAAACCAAAUCUCAAUCUGUCCAGGCUGUACCCCAGAUGGCACCCUAUCUCCUAUGAAGUGCACUACUUUAGACCAGAGAAUGGCACCCUAUCCCCUAUGAAGUGCACUACUUUAGACCAGAGAAUGGCACCCUAUCCCCUAUGAAGUGCACUACUUUAGACCAGAGAAUGGCACCCUAUCCCCUAUGAAGUGCACUACUUUAGACCAGAGAAUGGCACCCUAUCCCCUAUGAAGUGCACUACUUUAGACCAGAGAAUGGCACCCUAUCCCCUAUGAAGUGCACUACUUUAGACCAGAGAAUGGCACCCUAUCCCCUAUGAAGUGCACUACUUUAGACCAGAGAAUGGCACCCUAUCCCCUAUGAAGUGCACUACUUUAGACCAGAGAAUGGCACCCUAUCUCCUAUGAAGUGCACUACUUUAGACCAGAGAAUGGCACCCUAUCCCCUAUGAAGUGCACUACUUUAGACCAGAGAAUGGCACCCUAUCCCCUAUGAAGUGCACUACUUUAGACCAGAGAAUGGCACCCUAUCUCCUAUGAAGUGCACUACUUUAGACCAGAGAAUGGCACCCUAUCCCCUAUGAAGUGCACUACUUUAGACCAGAGAAUGGCACCCUAUCUCCUAUGAAGUGCACUACUUUAGACCAGAGAAUGGCACCCUAUCUCCUAUGAAGUGCACUACUUUUGACCCGGGCCCAUAGGUCCAGUCCAGUUCUCUCUAUCAGUCACAUGAGAGCUGUAAUGCAAUGCAGGUCUAACAGCCUUGAGCUGUAGCCAGGGGGUUUUGGAACUUGGCUAGGAGUGGAGAAAUGGGGAUGGAGUCAGGGAGAGGAGGACUUGGCUAGGAGUGGAGAAAUGGGGAUGGAGUCAGGGAGAGGAGGACUUGGCUAGGAGUGGAGAAAUGGGGAUGGAGUCAGGGAGAGGAGGACUUGGCUAGGAGUGGAGAAAUGGGGAUGGAGUCAGGGAGAGGAGGACUUGGCUAGGAGUGGAGAAAUGGGGAUGGAGUCAGGGAGAGGAGGACUUGGCUAGGAGUGGAGAAAUGGGGAUGGAGUCAGGGAGAGGAGGACUUGGCUAGGAGUGGAGAAAUGGGGAUGGAGUCAGGGAGAGGAGGACUUGGCUAGGAGUGGAGAAAUGGGGAUGGAGUCAGGGAGAGGAGGACUUGGCUAGGAGUGGAGAAAUGGGGAUGGAGUCAGGGAGAGGAGGACGGGAGGCUGCAGACAAAUGGACGUUGUAGUGAGACUCAUGUUGCAGACAGAGGAGCGAGACUCCUGUAUUUAAAGGUGAUUCAUCAUCGUGACAGACAGCCCUUCUCUGUUGCUGCCAGAUGGAAGUUUCUCCUCCUGUCCUCUACCCCUUCUAGGGGUUAUUAGGGGCUCACAGGACAUGUUGUUCCUCUCCUCCUCUUCCUCCUCCUCCUCUUCCUCCUCCAGGUUGCUCUGAAGGGAGGGAACACAAUAGAAUAAAUAUGAAUGAAUAAUUUUUUUCACGAUCGUUGAUUGAUACGUUUUUGGGGAGCAAACGCACCAUUACAUUUUCCUACUGGCUUACCAACAAUUUGGCAAAAGGUAGUGUCUUACCUUUGGUAGGAGUAAACAGUAUUUUAUAUUGAUGUUCGUAACCUUUGGUAGGAGUAAACAGUCUUUAUAUUGAUGUUCGUAACCUUUGGUAGGAUUAAACAGUCUUUAUGUAGAUGUUCGUAACCUUUGGUAGGAGUAAACAGUGUUGAUGUUCGUAACCUUUGGUAGGAGUAAACAGUGUUGAUGUUCGUAACCUUUGGUAGGAGUAAACAGUGUUGAUGUUCGUAACCUUUGGUAGGAGUAAACAGUCUUCAUGUUGAUGUCCGUAACCUUUGGUAGGAGUAAACAGUGUUGAUGUCCGUAACCUUUGGUAGGAGUAAACAGUGUUGAUGUUCGUAACCUUUGGUAGGAGUAAACAGUAUUUAUGUUGAUGUUCGUAACCUUUGGUAGGAGUAAACAGUCUUUAUAUUGAUGUUCGUAACCUUUGGUAGGAGUAAACAGUGUUGAUGUUCGUAACCUUUGGUAGGAGUAAACAGUUUGUUGAUGUUCGUAACCUUUGGUAGGAGUAAACAGUCUUUAUGUUGAUGUCCGUAACCUUUGGUAGGAGUAAACAGUUUGUUGAUGUUCGUAACCUUUGGUAGGAGUAAACAGUCUUGAUGUUCGUAACCUUUGGUAGGAGUAAACAGUCUUUAUGUAGAUGUUCGUAACCUUUGGUAGGAGUAAACAGUGUUGAUGUUCGUAACCUUUGGUAGGAGUAAACAGUGUUGAUGUUCGUAACCUUUGGUAGGAGUAAACAGUCUUUAUGUAGAUGUUCGUAACCUUUGGUAGGAGUAAACAGUCUUUAUGUAGAUGUUCGUAACCUUUGGUAGGAGUAAACAGUGUUGAUGUUCGUAACCUUUGGUAGGAGUAAACAGUGUUGAUUUUCGUAACCUUUGGUAGGAGUAAACAGUGUUGAUGUUCGUAACCUUUGGUAGGAGUAAACAGUCUUUAUGUAGAUGUUCGUAACCUUUGGUAGGAGUAAACAGUCUUUAUGUAGAUGUUCGUAACCUUUGGUAGGAGUAAACAGUUUGUUGAUGUUCGUAACCUUUGGUAGGAGUAAACAGUUUGUUGAUGUUCGUAACCUUUGGUAGGAGUAAACAGUGUUGAUGUUCGUAACCUUUGGUAGGAGUAAACAGUGUUGAUGUUCGUAACCUUUGGUAGGAGUAAACAGUGUUGAUGUUCGUAACCUUUGGUAGGAGUAAACAGUUUGUUGAUGUUCGUAACCUUUGGUAGGAGUAAACAGUCUUUAUGUAGAUGUUCGUAACCUUUGGUAGGAGUAAACAGUCUUAUGUAGAUGUUCGUAACCUUUGGUAGAGUAAACAGUGUUGAUGUUCGUAACCUUUGGUAGGAGUAAACAGUCUUUAUGUAGAUGUUCGUAACCUUUGGUAGGAGUAAACAGUCUUUAUGUAGAUGUUCGUAACCUUUGGUAGGAGUAAACAGUGUUGAUGUUCGUAACCUUUGGUAGGAGUAAACAGUGUUGAUGUUCGUAACCUUUGGUAGGAGUAAACAGUGUUGAUGUUCGUAACCUUUGGUAGGAGUAAACAGUCUUUAUGUUGAUGUUCGUAACCUUUGGUAGGAGUAAACAGUGUUGAUGUUCGUAACCUUUGGUAGGAGUAAACAGUGUUGAUGUUUCGUAACCUUUGGUAGGAGUAAACAGUGUUGAUGUUCGUAACCUUUGGUAGGAGUAAACAGUGUUGAUGUUCGUAACCUUUGGUAGGAGUAAACAGUGUUGAUGUUCGUAACCUUUUGGUAGGAGUAAACAGUGUUGAUGUUCGUAACCUUUGGUAGGAGUAAACAGUGUUGAUGUUCGUAACCUUUGGUAGGAGUAAACAGUCUUUAUGUUGAUGUUCGUAACCUUUGGUAGGAGUAAACAGUGUUGAUGUUCGUAACCUUUGGUAGGAGUAAACAGUCUUUAUGUUGAUGUUCGUAACCUUUGGUAGGAGUAAACAGUCUUUAUGUUGAUGUUCGUAACCUUUGGUAGGAGUAAACAGUGUUGAUGUUCGUAACCUUUGGUAGGAGUAAACAGUGUAGAUGUUCGUAACCUUUGGUAGGAGUAAACAGUGUUGAUGUUCGUAACCUUUGGUAGGAGUAAACAGUGUUGAUGUUCGUAACCUUUGGUAGGAGUAAACAGUCUUUAUGUUGAUGUUUCGUAACCUUUGGUAGGAGUAAACAGUCUUUAUGUUGAUGUUCGUAACCUUUGGUAGGAGUAAACAGUGUUGAUGUUCGUAAACCUUUGGUAGGAGUAAACAGUGUAGAUGUUCGUAACCUUUGGUAGGAGUAAACAGUUGUAGAUGUUCGUAACCUUUGGUAGGAGUAAACAGUGUUGAUGUUCGUAACCUUUGGUAGGAGUAAACAGUGUUUGAUGUUCGUAACCUUUGGUAGGAGUAAACAGUGUUGAUGUUCGUAACCUUUGGUAGGAGUAAACAGUGUUGAUGUUCGUAACCUUUGGUAGGAGUAAACAGUGUUGAUGUUCGUAACCUUUGGUAGGAGUAAACAGUGUUGAGGUGUUCGUAACCUUGGUAUGAGUAAACAGUGUUGAUGUUCGUAACCUUUGGUAGGAGUAAACAGUGUUGAUUUUCGUAACCUUUGGUAGGAGUAAACAUGUUGAUGUUCGUAACCUUUGGUAGGAGUAAACAGUGUUGAUGUUCGUAACCUUUGGGUAGGAGUAAACAGUGUUGAUGUUCGUAACCUUUGGUAGGCGUAAACAUCUUAUGUAGAUGUUCGUAACCUUUGGUAGGCGUAAACAGUCUUUAUGUUGAUGUUCGUAACCUUUGGUAGGCGUAAACAGUCUUUAUGUUGAUGUUCGUAACCUUUGGUAGGAGUAAACAGUGUUGAUGUUCGUAACCUUUGGUAGGAGUAAACAGUCUUUAUGUUGAUGUUCGUAACCUUUGGUAGGAGUAAACAGUGUUGAUGUUCGUAACCUUUGGUAGGAGUAAACAGUGUUGAUGUUGAUGUUCGUAACCUUUGGUAGGAGUAAACAGUGUUGAUGUUCGUAACCUUUGGUAGGAGUAAACAGUCUUUAUGUUGAUGUUCGUAACCUUUGGUAGGAGUAAACAGUCUUUAUGUUGAUGUUCGUAACCUUUGGUAGGAGUAAACAGUGUUGAUGUUCGUAACCUUUGGUAGGAGUAAACAGUGUAGAUGUUCGUAACCUUUGGUAGGAGUAAACAGUGUAGAUGUUCGUAACCUUUGGUAGGAGUAAACAGUGUUGAUGUUCGUAACCUUUGGUAGGAGUAAACAGUGUUGAUGUUCGUAACCUUUGGUAGGAGUAAACAGUGUUGAUGUUCGUAACCUUUGGUAAGGAGUAAACAGUGUUGAUGUUCGUAACCUUUGGUAGGAGUAAACAGUGUUGAUGUUCGUAACCUUUGGUAGGAGUAAACAGUGUUGAUGUUCGUAACCUUUGGUAGGAGUAAACAGUGUUGAUGUUCGUAACCUUUGGUAGGAGUAAACAGUGUUGAUGUUUCGUAACCUUGGUAGGAGUAAACAGUGUUGAUGGUUCGUAACCUUUGGUAGGAGUAAACAGUGUUGAUGUUCGUAACCUUUGGUAGAGUAAACAUCUUUAUGUUGAUGUUCGUAACCUUUGGUAGGAGUAAACAGUGUUGAUGUUCGUAACCUUUGGUAGGCGUAAACAGUCUUUAUGUAGAUGUUCGUAACCUUUGGUAGGCGUAAACAGUCUUUAUGUUGAUGUUCGUAACCUUUGGUAGGCGUAAACAGUCUUUAUGUUGAUGUUCGUAACCUUUGGUAGGAGUAAACAGUGUUGAUGUUCGUAACCUUUGGUAGGAGUAAACAGUCUUUAUGUUGAUGUUCGUAACCUUUGGUAGGAGUAAACAGUGUUGAUGUUCGUAACCUUUGGUAGGAGUAAACAGUGUUGAUGUUGAUGUUCGUAACCUUUGGUAGGAGUAAACAGUCUUUAUGUUGAUGUUCGUAACCUUUGGUAGGAGUAAACAGUGUUGAUGUUCGUAACCUUUGGUAGGAGUAAACAGUGUUGAUGUUCGUAACCUUUGGUAGGAGUAAACAGUGUUGAUGUUCGUAACCUUUGGUAGGAGUAAACAGUUUGAUGUUCGUAACCUUUGGUAGGAGUAAACAGUGUUGAUGUUCGUAACCUUUGGUAGGAGUAAACAGUUUGAUGUUUAACACUUGAGGGACCUCAAGUUACAUUACUUCUAUAUUUCAGGAGAGACUCAAUUGUAGUCUUUAACAAUGAAAUGGUUGAUGAAUUCCUGUUUCUCUCCUCUCCAGACUACCUUGUGCCCCUGCUGUCCUCUGUCUUCAUUCUCUUCUGGAUCCUGGCGUUCGUCUCAGUUUUCCUGUACUGCGUGCGUCGCCGUCGGAAACAUGGCAAUCACCAUGGAAACGGAGCCUUGUCGUCCGCGGCGAUGGAUGACAACACAACCAACAACGUGCGUGAGCAGCUCAACCAGAUCAAGAACCCCAUCAACGAGAAACACGCUGGAGGCGGCGGCGGCCAUCUCACAACAUCGGUGGCCAUCAAGGACUACGAGGAUAAGAACUCGAUUAUCGCCAAGGUACGAACACACCACCGCCCCCUAGAGGGGGAGGAGGACAACGACGAAGAGAGACAGAUGGGGAAUAAAGGAAGCUUCUCAGUUACAACCAAACAGCCUGCCUACACACUGGUGGAGCGGGAGGACCGGGGGACCACGCUGCAGCCCAGCUCCAAGCACCCUAACUGGACUAAUAAACAGGACAACAGGGUCCUGGAGACGGCACACAGCAUCAACAGGAUGGACUACAUCGUAUAG
Coregonus sp. 'balchen' is the source of this 9546-nucleotide messenger RNA. Lineage: Eukaryota; Metazoa; Chordata; Actinopteri; Salmoniformes; Salmonidae. The record is from the annotation of a GenBank genome assembly.